GUUUUAGCUCUGCACGGGUAGGGUUUAAAGCCCUCUUCUAUUUAACAUUUUUCGUCCGGCUUCUUCCGUCAGUCUUCCGACUACGACCGGCGGAGGCGUUCACGGCCGCGGACUUUUCUUUUCAUGACCAAAUUCGUAGAAUCCAUUCUCGUCCCGUUAUGAAAGGCAUUGUUUCACCAACCCUUAUCUUCAAGCUCUCACACUCUGCCUUCUCUCACCUUCACCCAACCUAUCCCUGCUCUCAUCUCCUCCUCCUCCACUCAACCGCUGGCGACGAUGUCUAUAGGCGGCGGAGCGACGGAAGUUCCGCACUUUCCUCAUCUUCUCCUUCUUCUUUCAGCUCGUCAUCUUUGUCACGGAGGAACUACGAUGACGAGAAUAGGAAUGUGAAGAUCACGGUUUGGUGGGAUUUCGAGAACUGCAGCAUUCCUGUAGGCGUGAACGUUCACCGUGUGUCCAAUCGGAUCACCUGGGCUAUUAGAUCAUGCGGCAUCAAGGGCCCGGUUACCAUCACAGCAUUCGGGGACGUGGCCCAGCUCUCGCGUGCAACUCAGGAAGCGCUCACCUCCACUGGCGUCUGUCUUUCCCAUGUUCCUUGUAGUGGGAAGAAUAGUUCUGACAGAUCUUUUAUGGCUGACAUUGUUUACUGGGUUUACCAGAACCCUCCUCCAGCACAUUUCUUCUUGAUAUCUGGUGAUAAGGACUUUGCUAACAUUCUUCAUAGGCUAAGGAUGAGCAACUACAAUAUUCUGCUUGCUAGCACAGAUACUGCUUCUGCAGUCCUCUGCAGUGCUGCAACUAUAAUGUGGCCCUGGAAUGGAUUGGUUAGGGGAGAAAAUGUUACUGUCAGGCAUUUUAACCAUCCACCUGAUGGGUUGUAUGGUUCUUGGUAUGGCCAUUACAAAGGUGUACUAGAUGAUCCCUUUGCGGAUACUGACCAUCCCACAACUUCACAACCUGAGGAAUCCAUGGAAUCAAUUUCUGAGUCCAAGCCUCGGCCAGUUCCAAGGGUAGUGGUGAAUGCGAUUCGUCAGAUAUUACAUUCAUAUCCAGAAGGUAUUAGUCUUACCGAGCUUCGUAGUGAGCUUAAAAGAAACAACAUAACUAUGGAUAAGGACUUCUUUGGUUACAAGAAGUUCUCUCUCUUUCUUGCAUCGUUGAACCUGUUGAAGUUCAUACCACCUCUGUCUGGUGAUCGACAUCCUCUGGUUGUUGGCACUCUCAAAAAAGGAGUAGAACAAACAGAUAUUAGGGCAAGGUCCACUAAAGAGGUUUAUACAAAUGGUAUUUACAAGGACAAUGGUUUUACAAGGAAGGGAGAUUUACUGAUGGAAAAGGCAAGUAUUUCAACUGAGCCUUCUUCAAGGCAUAAGGACAGCAAGUUAGAUGCUAAUUCAAGUGCUUCUAUUUUGUCUAAGGUAGAUGAUCCUUUGGUUGAUUUAGAAGCUCAUAAAGUUUCUUCAGUUCCUCAACCGAACAUUUUAGAUCCUUCUGAUAAUUCACUGCAAAGGGAUAGCAUUGAAGCUACAGAUGGGUUCCUUAAGAAGCUAUGGAAGACGCUGACUGGACAUCGAGUUGGUUCUGUUCACAAGAAAGAUGAUAAUAGUUUGGUAGUAGAUUCUUCAAGACAUGAGGACUCUAGUAAAAAUGCUCCAAGUAUGCGAAUUCCAGACAAUUCUAAGCAAAUAAAGCCAAAAGAUGAGGCUGUGGAUCUAAAUAAUCUUUUAUUUGAAAAAGAAAGUUCCGAGAUACAUUCAUUGGGUUCAGAGAAAUCAGUCGCAAAGGAUAAUGACACUUGGCCAUCUGAAAAGUCCGAUUAUGUACAUGAACAGAGGGUUGGUCUUUUUGGGAGGAUUGUGAGGUGGUCAAAAUUCUUGAUUUAUGGUGCCAAUGGGCAAGAUGACCAUUCUGACUCCAGUGAUAAGGUUCAUCAAAUUCAUGAGCUAUUCUCAAAAACUCACUUCUGGGAUGAACUAGAGUCAUUUUUAUUGGAUCCCAAGAGUUGUCACCUUAUCUUGAAAUCUAGAACCAGGGAGCAGUUGCUGCGAAGGCUACAGAAUGAAGGUCCCCCGUCUCUUAAAGAACUUGAUUAUAAGGAUCUUUGCCAUUUAGGUGAUAUUUUGCUUUGGGAGAAGAAAUGGUUGGAAGAAUCUGCUUCACAUAAAUUUCCUUUUAAGCUUGUUAUUACUCCAAAGAAGAAAUCUGUCACAUCCCAGCCAUUUCAUUCAAAUGGAUUAAGUUCACUUUUUCCUGGUAAAACUAAGUCCAACUUGCAGAAACAACAAGACCAAGAAAAGCAAGAGCAGAACUUAGUUUCUAUGGGAAUGUCUCAGAAUGGAACUUCACCUCCAUGUAAUUUUUCAGAACUAAGGUUUUGGUUCCAGAAAACCUUCGGUAGCACUGGAAACGUGGAACCUGAUGAGUUUCUAAAGCUUUUCGAGAACAAGUUUAAUACAAAACUUUUUAGUUCUUCUUACGGAUAUCCUAACAUUCAAAACCUCAUUGCGGCCUGCUCUACUGGUACAAAUAAUGCUUCAGGGAAGACGAGUGGACCUCCAAGCAGAGAUGAAAUACUAUCUGAUUGCCGCAAGUUGUUGAAGGAGCUUUUAGAGAAAAAUCCCACUGGUUUCAACAUUAGCAAUUUCCAACCUGAAUUUGUUCGGAAAUACAACUAUAUAUUGGAUUACCAGACCCUUGGCUACCCAAAGCUUCUGAAUUUGCUGCAGAUAAUGGCUUCCAUAAGAAUAGAAAACUCUUACAUUCGGCCUUCUGAGAUCCUCCAUUCUGAACCUAAGGAGCUCAAGGAAGAUUCAAAAGAUGAAGAUGAUAAAGGUAAAGAAGCUUUGAUGGAAAAUAGCCAGUUCGACGACUCUUCAUGGGAUGAGCUUGGGCCUUUAUCCAGUUAUCCCAGGAAUGAAAAUGGCAAGGAGUAUCGCCCAGUUUCUCUCUCUGAUGAUGAAUAUUCUGAUUCAGAAGAAGAAGACAUUCAUUUACGCUCAGAUAGAUCAGGAAACAGCCAACAAAGCCUGGAAGAUAGUUCUCUGCUACUAAAGAUUCUGGACUCGUGGGAUAGUAGCAAGGAAGGAAAGGAUCAAUUCAGAAGGGAAAGCGAUGGAAAGGAGAAACACAGAGAUAUUAAUGGCCUGGUAGAUUGCUCUAGAAAUACCUAUCAGAAGAAGCCUUCAAAUAUUGGUACAGGUAGUUUGCAGAAUUUGAAGUCGACGAAGAGCUCUUCUUUUGUGACGCAGGUUGCAGAUGAUAGGGAAUCAUUUGCAGAAAGAAUAUUGGGUGAGGUCAAGAAGGCUGGAGAUUUAAGGCUGAAGGGCUGAAAAUUGUGCAUUUUCACAUUUCCAUUUUUCUCAAUAGAUUUUCUAUUUGGAUUUAGGGUUUGUGAGCAAUACCAUGCUUUGAAUACCUUCUGAAUUGAGUGUGGAAACACAAAUUUAAUGUAGAGGGAAUUCAAUAAUGAAAUCUUAGCAAUAAUUUUCAA
Messenger RNA from Dendrobium catenatum, 3490 nucleotides. RefSeq lists its product as uncharacterized. Gene Ontology annotation, cellular component: peroxisome. The transcript is spliced from 3 exons. Lineage: Eukaryota; Viridiplantae; Streptophyta; Magnoliopsida; Asparagales; Orchidaceae. Gene Ontology annotation, biological process: regulation of gene expression. The record is from RefSeq and is a predicted model, not a curated record. Bases 159 to 3329 code for a protein of 1056 amino acids. Gene Ontology annotation, molecular function: RNA nuclease activity.